UAUUCACUCAUAGCUUUGUCCCACUCUCUGCUUAUAAAAAGCUCACUCCUUGUUUAGAUUGCGACCCAGAACAGACUAGAGCGGGAUUCAAUAAUACAUUCAUAUUUGGUACAAUGGCAAGUGCAGUCUUGCUCCAUCUGAUUUGUGGAGUUUUGGCUGUUUUGAGUGUUUCUUUGGUGAAUGCGGAUGACCCAUAUAAGUAUUACACUUGGACUGUCACUUAUGGAACCGUUGCUCCUCUUGGCGUUCCCCAACAGGUGAUUCUUAUCAAUGGUCAGUUUCCUGGACCUAGAUUGGAUGUGGUGACUAAUGAUAACAUCAUUCUUAACCUUAUUAACAAGCUGGAUCAACCUUUCCUCUUGACAUGGAAUGGUAUUAAACAAAGGAAGAACUCAUGGCAAGAUGGAGUAUUGGGAACCAAUUGUCCCAUCCCCCCAAACUCAAACUACACCUAUAAGUUUCAAACCAAGGAUCAGAUUGGAACCUACACGUAUUUCCCUUCAACUCUUAUGCACAGAGCUGCUGGAGGAUAUGGAGGACUCAAUGUCUAUCAGAGGCCAAGGAUCCCAAUCCCUUAUCCUACCCCCAAUGGAGAUUUCACUUUACUUAUUGGUGAUUGGUUCAAGACUAACCAUAAGACAUUGCAACAAACUUUGGACUCAGGGAAAUCUCUUCCAUUUCCUGAUGGAGUUCUUAUAAAUGGCCAGGCACAUACCACCUUCACUGGUGAUCAAGGUAAAACCUAUAUGUUCAAGAUCUCAAAUGUGGGCUUAUCGACUUCAUUCAACUUCAGGAUUCAGGGCCACACAAUGAAGCUAGUUGAAGUUGAAGGAUCUCACACAAUUCAGAACAUAUAUGACUCACUUGAUGUGCAUGUUGGUCAAUCUUUAUCUGUCUUGGUAACCUUAAAUCAGUCUCCAAAGGACUACUACAUUGUUGCAUCCACACGGUUUACCAAGCAGGUUCUCACAGCUACUGCAGUAUUACACUAUGCUAAUUCUAAGGCCCCGGCUUCAGGACCCUUGCCUGCUGCUCCUUCAAACCAACUACAUUGGUCUAUGCAGCAAGCCCGAACUUUCAGGUGGAAUUUGACAGCAAAUGCUGCCAGGCCGAAUCCUCAGGGCUCAUUCCAUUAUGGAAAUAUAACCACAACAAGGACUAUUGUUCUGGCAAACUCAGCAUCUUUAAUAAAUGGAAAGCAGCGUUAUGCAGUUAAUGGUGUCUCUUACGUGAACGCUGAUACCCCUCUGAAGCUUGCUGAUUAUUUUAACAUCCCUGGAGUUUUCAGUGUGAAUUCGAUCCAAAGUACACCCUCUGGUGGUUCCCCAACUGUAGGUACCUCUGUUUUGCAAACAUCGCUUCACGAGUACAUCGAGGUUGUCUUUCAAAACAAUGAAAAUACCAUGCAAUCCUGGCAUCUUGAUGGUUAUGAUUUUUGGGUUGUUGGUUAUGGUUCUGGACAGUGGACAGCAGACAAGAAAAAGACCUACAAUCUAGUUGACACUCUUACUAGACACACAGCUCAGGUCUAUCCACGAUCUUGGACUGCUAUAUAUGUGUCCUUAGAUAACCAAGGUAUGUGGAACGUGAGGUCUGCAAUAUGGGAAAGGCAAUAUCUUGGACAACAAUUUUAUCUCAAGGUUUAUAAUGCAGUCCGCAGCUUCGCUAAUGAAUACGACCCUCCCUCCAACAUUCUACUUUGUGGGAAAGCUGUUGGACAUCACCCUUAGUCUCAUUAUUUACUUAUGUAAUAGUACUAGUCAUUUGAUUUUAUCAGUCAUGAUGGUAUGACUGUAAGAGAAAGCAAGAGUCUUUGCUAGGGAGAAAAGAAUGCGGAUUUGAGGAUUCCAAUUUUUUAUUUGUACAUCUCAAAAACAUUUAGGUGGAUUUUCAUUGACAUGAUUAUGUAUUAGCUUAAUAUAUUUGUACCUAUUUUUCACUAAUUUGGUUUUAUCUAUGAUUGAUGGCCUACAGUAUUUAUAAAGUAUUUUUCUUCUGGUUU
Pistacia vera is the source of this 2002-nucleotide messenger RNA. RefSeq names its product L-ascorbate oxidase homolog. Lineage: Eukaryota; Viridiplantae; Streptophyta; Magnoliopsida; Sapindales; Anacardiaceae. The record is from RefSeq and is a predicted model, not a curated record. Gene Ontology annotation, molecular function: oxidoreductase activity; copper ion binding. The transcript is spliced from 9 exons. The coding region runs from base 114 to 1730 and encodes 538 amino acids.